Messenger RNA from Papilio polytes (common Mormon), 1471 nucleotides. It is a transcript of the gene Agxt, whose product is annotated as serine--pyruvate aminotransferase, mitochondrial. Bases 16 to 1338 code for a protein of 440 amino acids. NCBI's taxonomy places the organism in Eukaryota, Metazoa, Arthropoda, Insecta, Lepidoptera, Papilionidae. Gene Ontology annotation, cellular component: peroxisome. The record is from RefSeq and is a predicted model, not a curated record. The transcript is spliced from 8 exons. Gene Ontology annotation, molecular function: L-alanine:glyoxylate transaminase activity; L-serine:pyruvate transaminase activity.
UUAUCUUUUAACCCUAUGUUAUCUAAAUAUGUCAUCCACGGGUAUAUCAUAACAUCACUGUACCAUUGUGCACGUGGCCUUGUAAAGAAUAGCCGUAUCGCAAGACAUUUGUGUAAUUCUAAUAUUUGCUCUCUAAUUCUUACUCGUCUAUUAUUCAGCUUAGAAAGAAUGUACUCAUCAAAGAUGUCCAUCCCUCCGCCCAAAAUCCUUGAUCUUGAAUUCAAGGAGCCCUUAUUAUGUGGCCCUGGACCUUGCAACAUGUGGCCGUCGGUCCGUCAAGCUCUAACUAAACCCGUUGUUUCACCUUUGUGCGAAGAAUUCUUUAAGGCCUUAGAUGACAUUCGCGCUGGAAUUAAAUAUGUGUUCCAAACUAAGAGCAACCUGGUGCUGGCCAUUAGUGGGUCAGGUCAUUCGGGCAUGGAAACACUGAUCACCAACCUGGUCGGUCCCAAGGAAACCUUGCUUAUUGCUACAAGGGGCAUCUGGGACGAACGAGCAUACAAUGUCGCUAAUAGAUAUGGAAUCAAAACAAUUGUAUACCGAAUACCCUAUAAUACAACAUUUACAUUGGAGGAACUCGAAAAACAAGUGGAGUUGUAUCGUCCAACUGCCCUCUUCAUCACCCACGGCGAUUCAUCAACGGGCACCGUGCAAAAACUUGAGGGUCUUGGCGAUAUUUGUCACAAAUACGGUACACUGCUAUUGGUAGACACCGUGGUGUCUCUAGGAGGUGUGCCAUUUUUCAUGGACGCUUGGGGAGUGGACGCCGUGUAUACGUCCACACAGAAAGCACUAAGUGGGCCCGCUGGUAUAUCACCGGUGGCGUUUAGCGCUAGAGCGGAGGAGAAAAUAAAUAAUAAAAAGCAUAAGACGCCGUUCUAUUUCGAUAUCAAUUUGUUGGCCCAGCAGUGGAAUUGUUACGGGAAUACACGAUCUUAUCAUCACACGAUGUCUCCUCCACUUGUAUGGGCGCUGCGACAAUGUCUUCGGGAGCUAAGCAUGGAGACGUUAGAGAAAUCAUGGGAGAGACACGCUAAGGUAUCAAGACACUUCUACGAGCGGCUCCAGCGGCUCCCUCUGGAGUUCCUCGUGCCAAAUCCUGAAUACCGCCUCGCCACCGUUACUACUUUAGUACUACCUAACGGUUACAACUACAACGAUGUCGUCAAAUAUCUUAGAGAAAAGCAUAACAUCAUAAUAUUCCCUGGCCUAGGACCAACGGCUGGGAAAUCUUUGCGAAUAGGCAUCAUGGGUGUGAACUCUACUGAGGCGGUGGCGGAUGCCGUUGCCGACGCUCUGGUUGACGCACUACAAAUGUUGAUCAAGUCAUCCCUAUAAUAUACCAUUGAUAUUAAUCCAAUUUGUGAUAAAACCUUUCGUUCUAGACACUGUAUGAACUCUUUUUAAUACUUUUUUUUGCACCAAAUGUACAAUAUUCGUGUAUUAUAUUAAUAAAAUAUAUUAUGCCACA